CCAGCACAAAACUGGCAGCCAUAUGGCCAAACCAGUUAGUCGUCUCAAAGAGCUGCACACGCCAGCAACGUCUCUACUUGCGUCGAUAAAGAAAGCAAAGUAUAUAAAAAAUAUUAAUAUCGCGUUUGUCGUGCCAAAAAGAUUAAAAAGUAAUUGCAGUCGAAACAACUGUAAUGCAAAAGUGUAUGUGCAAGAAAGAUAAAGCAAAGGAAUAUAGAAAAAUGUGCUAAGCAAAAAGAAAGUACAGCGGACUAGGAAAUACAUAAAGAGAAAAUGCAAAUCUGUUGAGUAUAAGGAAAAAAUAUCAAAUACACACGAUUAUAAAUAAAUCCAUAACCAGCUGUAAACUGUAAAAACUUUAAGCCAAGUGCGAUAACUAGAACUAAAGGCUAAAUGACUAUGACUUCAACUGUGCUGCAGCGUCCGGUAACAACAACAACAAUAACAACAACAGUGGAUAAACAAGCAGCAAAGGCAACAAAAGCAACAACAAGAAGUCGCAACACAAUGGCCUGGUCUCAUGAGAAAUUGCGUUUCUCAUGCAUCGAUAACAUUGGCCUAAAGCAACUAUGGAAACUGAUUGCAUUGGACACGGCCAAUGCCGCAGCUCCAACAACCAACAAUAACAGCAGCAACAACAAAUCUGCCAGUGUGGAGCGUCCAAAAGCCAGCAGCAACAACAACAACAGCAACAGCGACAUUAACAAUGAGCGCCUAACCAUACCCUACGAUAAUCUGGGCGACUAUUUGGGCCAACACAGAGCCGACCAGGGUCAAAAUCAACAGCAUAUGUCACUGCUUAAGUUCUUGGCCAUUAAUGCUUUGGAACUGAGUGCACCUGCCACACCCUUGCUCCUUCAGCAACAGCAGCACAAACAGACGCAAUUGAAGCCACUCGGCUGGAUGCAGCUCUCCGGGCAUCCCGAAAGCAUUGUGCCCACCACGACGGGCAUUGUGCGGAAACGGAUCGUUGGCAUCGAGGAUAGCGAGGUGCUUGCCUAUCAGUUGAUCUCUCAGGAGCCAAAGACUUCACAGAUUGUGCCCGCCUAUUUGGGAUUGCGAGAGUUGCAGUCACAGCAUUAUAUUGAGCUGCAGGAUCUGUUGGCUGGUUUCAAAGAUCCCUGUGUGAUGGACAUUAAGCUCGGCAGCCGCACAUUUCUGGAAUCGGAGGUCAGCAACAAGACACUGCGUCCGGAUUUGUACCAGAAAAUGAUCGCCGUGGAUGCGAGUGCGCCGACUGAGGCAGAACACGAGGCCCAGGCGAUAACCAAGCUGCGUUACAUGCUCUUCCGCGAGUCCUUAUCUUCCUCACACUCCAAGGGCUUCCGCAUUGAGGCGCUGCGUCUGCGAGGUCGUCCACCCCUCAAGGAUCUGAAGACGUGUCGCAGCGGCGAGCAGAUAUCACAGACCAUCGAACAGUUCCUCGCCGCACGCAGGUCCGUGCAAAAGGAACUGCUCAAGCGGCUUAAGCACAUGCGCCUCGUCAUCGAGCAGUCGGCCUUUUUCAAUCGCCACGAGAUUGUUGGCUCCAGCAUAUUCAUUGUGUACGAUGAUCAUCGCGUGGGCGCCUGGCUGAUCGAUUUCGCCAAGUCUCGACAGCUGCCGCCCCAGCUGAGCGUCAAUCAUCGCAGCCCCUGGACGCCUGGCAACCGUGAGGAGGGUCUGCUCCGUGGCAUGGACGAGCUGAUCCAUGCCUUCGAGGAGGUCUACGCACGGAGCAGCAGUCAUCGUGGCUGCCUCAAAAUCUGAAUUGAGCUGCCAGCUGUGAGGAACAGCCACGCCCACCUAUAUAGGCAUUUUAAGACUGAUUUGCACUACAAUUUUUUAUUGUACAGAUCUGGAUCUGAAUAAUAAUCUCAUUGCAUCGCCACACAAACAAACAUAUCCCGACCCGCUUUGACUAUUUUCCAUAUUGGAAGCAUCCAUCUAAGCGUUAGACUUGAAAUAUUUAUAUAGAACGAUUAGUAUUGACCACCAAGCAGCAUUUGUUUGAUUGAAAACAAGUUUAACUUCAUUUAAGUAUUAAGUGUAGAAAAAAAAAGCAAUAAGAAUUUUACAACUGUGAAUUUGUACGCAAGAAAUAAAAUCUCAAGAGAAUAAGAUGAAAA
This is a messenger RNA of Drosophila innubila, 2108 nucleotides long. RefSeq names its product inositol-trisphosphate 3-kinase homolog (gene IP3K1). The coding region runs from base 394 to 1749 and encodes 451 amino acids. The record is from RefSeq and is a predicted model, not a curated record. Gene Ontology annotation, cellular component: cytoplasm; nucleus. The transcript is spliced from 4 exons. Gene Ontology annotation, biological process: inositol phosphate biosynthetic process. Gene Ontology annotation, molecular function: inositol tetrakisphosphate kinase activity; inositol-1,4,5-trisphosphate 3-kinase activity. Lineage: Eukaryota; Metazoa; Arthropoda; Insecta; Diptera; Drosophilidae.